Molecule: messenger RNA, 2947 nt
Organism: Pisolithus orientalis
Lineage: Eukaryota; Fungi; Basidiomycota; Agaricomycetes; Boletales; Pisolithaceae
Exons: 3
Coding region: 78-2585 (835 amino acids)
Biological process (GO): proteasome-mediated ubiquitin-dependent protein catabolic process; protein linear polyubiquitination
Cellular component (GO): ubiquitin ligase complex
Molecular function (GO): ubiquitin binding; zinc ion binding; ubiquitin-protein transferase activity
Source: RefSeq, a predicted model, not a curated record
UCGUGGCAUGGGAUUGCUCAGGCGCUUCUACCAGCGCUGUUGAAGCAGUUGACCUCCCUGCUUGUCGCUUCUGGAAAAUGGGCAACUGUAAAAAUGGCGCGGACUGCAAGUUCUCACAUGGAGCUAAGGACUCUCUGCCAUCUGACUGCUGGGCUGCUUCCACUAGCACUGUUGAAGCAGAUAACCCCACCACUACUGAAUCCUGGGGCAAACACCGGAAAACUUGUUCCUACUGGAAAGCGGGCAACUGUAAAAAUGGUUCGGACUGCAGGUUCUCACAUGGAGCCGAGGACACUCUGGCAUCUGACUGCUGGGGCACUUCUUCCAGUGCUGCUCGAGUGGUUGGCCCCCCCGGUUCUCUCUCCCAGGAUGAACACCAAACAGUCUGCCGCUACUGGAAAGCGGAUAAUUGUAGCCAAGGAGAUUCUUGCCGGUAUCGUCACGCCGAUGAUGUCCCUACUGACCCAAAGAUGGCACAGGGGGAGGCAACGAUAGGCCGGCUCGUGCAAGGCUCUAUUGUCACUUUCAGUGCAGGUCUAGACGUCAUCGGCCUUACUACUGGUUUUGAGUUGUGCACCCUACGUGUGAAGAAUAUUUCCGCAGACGUAAAGGAGGAUGAUCUCCGUGCAUUAAUGUCACAACAACAGGUGGAUCCCAAUCGUUUCUACCCUGUCGACAUCAAGAGUGUAGGCGGAGGAAAGGUCGAGGCCGAAGUUGUGACGGACGGGGAACUAGGAUGGGUGUUGUUGGCGAUAUUCGAAGACAACGGACUGGAAGCUGAAGUUUCAGGAUUCAGCACAUCGCAGGGGAUGGCUGCAUCAUCGGCGCAGGAUGCCACUGUCUUGACCCUAUCAUGGCCUUCCCCUGCCGUGCGAUAUGCAGUGAUGUGCAUCGAUGCAGCUGCCGCUCAAACUAAAGUCCAUGAAUUAAAUGGCUGCACUUACAAUAAUCGUCGCGUCAAAGCUCAAAUGAGCAACGAACCUUUUAGCUGCACUCGUAUACCGCUUGGACCGGAUGCCAUCAUCGUCAGUGACCUUCCCCCGGAAACAAGUGACACUAAAAUGAUGGCGUUUUCUGGAUCGAGUUCCGUGAAACGAUUGGAAAGGACACCGUCGCUCAAUGUUCGCGAAGUCGAAGACCAUCUAUAUGAUGUUAUAUCACGUAUCGCCCCCGAACGUGUUCGAUCUCUCGACCUCUCGUUGAUGCCCGACCCGAGUGGUUUUCUUUCGAUUCGUGCUUGCUUCUGCUCUCGAGAAGAUGCCCUUGCUGUCCAACAAGACUUCGAGGCCAGCGAAUAUGGGAAAGAUGUUGGGAUGUGGCUACGUGUCCCGCGUCCGAUGGAUUUUACUAUAUCCCUCGACCCGGAACAAUACAGUGCGCAGAAAACUCAGUGGGACGCCCUGAUGAGCGGCAUCGAAGACCCGAAAGCAUGCAUGCUGAACAUCCACAAGCAAGGCCACACUGUACGCAUACGCCUAAGCGGAUCUGAAGAGGAUCGCCUUGGGACGUUGAAGGUCAAGGUCGAGGAUCUAGCUAGAGGUGAAACAGUGCGAGGUUGGCAUAGGACUUUGGCACACCCCAAAGAUAGAUUUUCGAAGCAGGUUUACGUUGAAACAGGAGCAUAUGUGCGAGUAGACCGGAGGACCCAGACGAUAAAGGUAUAUGGCUCAGCGGCAUCGAUUGAGCGUGCUCGAAAAAGGAUCAGCGAAGAGCUCGAUAGAUUGUCCUCUAUAUCGGACUACACGGUCACCGUCCCGGAACCAGCAAUCCAAAGCUUGUUAGCGAAUGGAGGGGGCCUAGCUCAACUAAAGGAAACAUUUGGCGAGGACGCCGUCAAGUUCGACACAACAUCUAGGAGGAUCACCAUCACUGGUAGAGAAGAAGCGGAGCUUGCAUUGGAUAGCAUCCUCCACACUGCGACGGGAAGUAGUCAACGGCCCUCCACUGCAUCACAAACCAAGACAGCGUGCCCGAUUUGUCUUGACGAUAUCUCUAUCCCAUUUUAUCUGGGAUGUGGACAUGCUUACUGUGUCAUAUGUCUGCGUCGCUUCUUACUAUCUGCUCUCGAAACCUCCGAUUUCCCGUUGCGAUGCUAUGGUAAUGAUGGCCAUUGCGGUGAUCCCAUCGCCAUCUCAACUAUCCAACGUUUCGUCCCACCAGCAUCGUUCAAUCACUUGCUCGAUGCGGCGUUUACUUCCUACAUCUCCAGGAAUCCAGAGCAGUUGAAGUAUUGCAAAACCCCUGGCUGCAUACAGAUCUAUCGUUCCACCAGCUCUAAGGCUUCAAUGCCUCUUCGUUGCCCGUCCUGUUUCUCGACCAUCUGUUCAUCAUGUGGUGAAUCGCACGGCCGGCUUCGGCAGUGUGCCGAAGAGGAGGAACGACAGAAUGACGCCUGGAUUGCCGCACAAGGCGGUCGUAUCAAGAACUGUCCACGGUGCAACAUAUUGAUAGAGAAAUGGAAAGGAUCCAAUCACAUGAUGUGCAGGUGUGGUGCUCACAUCUGUUGGAGAUGUAUGGGAGUUUUCACCGUCGGCGCCAUAUAUAAACACAUGCGAGAGGCGCAUCGAGACUACUGUGAUAAUUGACCUGCCUUGUUGCAGCAGAUGCAGCAAGAUCGGGAAGGGAGGGAAUUAGAGGAAGGCAGACACUACAAGCUCGCGAGAGGUAGGAGAGGCCAGAACGUCAGGAUCGGAAAUGGCGGGUAGCUGAGUAGCAACAAAGAGAAGAACGGUUGAGGCAACUUGAAGAGCAAGAACAGCGGCGAGUCGGCGGACGUUGCUGGAUAAUGUAAAUUCUGAAGUAAUCGCAUCCUAACAACCUUCCAUGCUUUGUGUCUUCAUCACACAUUAUGGACACUUCUGCUAAAUGUCUGUCAAAACCUGUACAAAUACCACCUCCCCCUUAUCACGGAAUUCGUCAUUGCAUUUUUUUUUUACUUCAGACGGAG